Cynara cardunculus var. scolymus (artichoke) is the source of this 2218-nucleotide messenger RNA. Its product is annotated as probable LRR receptor-like serine/threonine-protein kinase At1g63430. Gene Ontology annotation, molecular function: protein kinase activity; protein binding; ATP binding. Gene Ontology annotation, biological process: protein phosphorylation. Bases 1 to 1980 code for a protein of 659 amino acids. The record is from RefSeq and is a predicted model, not a curated record. The transcript has 13 exons. NCBI's taxonomy places the organism in Eukaryota, Viridiplantae, Streptophyta, Magnoliopsida, Asterales, Asteraceae.
AUGAAGAGAUUGAUUCCAUUUGAACUCAUCUUGAUUACUUUUGGACUCUUUAUCACUAAUUGUGAUGCUGCUCAACCAAUUCAAGUUCAUUCUCUAUCUAUGUUCAAAGAAGGCAUAUUUGAUGAUCCGUUAUCGGUUUUAUCAAGCUGGAAUGCAUUAGAUUCAGAUCCUUGUAACUGGGUUGGUGUUUCCUGUUCUGGAGAUCAAGUGACCAAGCUGAACAUUUCUGGCUCAUCUAUAACGGGAUUCAUUGCUCGGGAGCUGUUUCAGCUUUCUUCCUUACAAGAACUGAUUUUACAUGGCAACAAACUCAUUGGUUCAAUACCAAAAGAAAUUGGAUCACUGAAGGACCUGAAAAUUCUAGAUUUGGGGAUGAACCAGAUAUCUGGACCGAUUCCUCAUGAAAUCGGGAAUUUGGUUAGCAUUGUUAUAAUAAACCUGCAGUCGAAUGGAUUGAUUGGACAAUUGCCUUCGGAGCUUGGAAAUCUUAAGAACCUUCGAGAGCUUCGGUUGGAUAGAAAUAAGUUGCGAGGAUCCGUUCCGGGUGCCAAUGCUUCGGAUUUUGUUUCCAACAUGCAAGGAAUGUAUGCCUCAAAUGCGACUAGAUUAGGUUUUUGUCGUUCGGCUUCCUUAAAAGUUGCAGAUUUCUCGUACAACUUCCUUAGUGGGAGCAUACCUAAGUGCUUGGGGUACCUCCCUAGGACGAGCUUUCAAGGGAAUUGUCUACCAUAUAAAGAUAUCAAACAACGAACUUCCGAACAAUGUGGUGUGGCUCCACCGGCUAAAUCCCAUAAAUUCGGAGAGACGAAGCACCAUCCUGCUACAGAUGCAUACAACCAAUCGGCUUCUGAUUCGAAACCGUCAUGGGUUCUAGCUCUAGAAGUAGUGACCGGAAUAAUGGUCGGUUCUCUCUUUCUUGUUGCCCUUUUCACAACGUGUCAUAGAUGCAAAAACAAACCGUCAAUUAUCAUCCCUUGGAAGAAAUCCGCAAGUGAAAGAGACCAUAUUGCAAUCUUUACCGAUCCGAAUAUGUUGAAGGACGUGAUGAGAUACAACCGACAUGAACUUGAAGUCGCAUGUGAAGAUUUUAGUAACAUUAUCGGGUCCUCAUCGGAUAGCCUAGUUUACAAAGGCACCAUGAAAGGUGGACCGGAAAUUGCGGUGAUAUCUCUUUGCAUCAAAGAAGAGCAUUGGAGUGGCUAUCUUGAGCUCUAUUAUCAGAAAGAGGUGGCAGAUUUAGCAAGGCUAAAUCAUGAGAACACCGGGAAACUGCUGGGCUAUUGUAUAGAUGAUACUCCAUUUACAAGAAUGUUGGUUUUUGAAUAUGCAUCAAAUGGGACAUUGUACGAGCACCUCCAUUAUGAAGAAGGAUGCCAACUAAGCUGGACAAGAAGAAUGAAGAUUGUUAUAGGUAUUGCAAAAGGUCUAAAGUAUCUUCACACGGAAAUUGAACCACCGUUUACCAUAUCCGAGCUGAACUCUAGUGCGGUAUAUCUCACAGAAGAUUUUUCACCGAAGCUAGUCGAUUUUGAAAGUUGGAAAACGAUUCUUACAAGAUCGGAAAAUAACUCACGAUGUAUUAGCAACGAGGGUGCUGUUUGUGUUCUCCCGAGUUCAUUGGAAGGACGGCAGUUAGACAUCCAGGGUAACAUUUAUGCUUUUGGUGUUCUUCUGUUGGAAAUAAUCAGUGGACGUCCGCCGCUUUGCAAAGACAAAGGAUGCUUGGUAGAUUGGGCUAAAGAUUAUCUUGAAAAACCUGAAGAGAUGGCUUCUGUUGUAGAUCCUGCACUUAAACACUUCAGGGAGGAAGAUCUGAAGGUGAUAUGUGAAAUAGUUUCCAUUUGUAUUCAUUUAAGGCCUCGAGAUCAAGUCUCGAUGCAAGAUUUGUGCGCGAUUUUGGAAAGCAAAAUCGAUACUUCGGUUUCUUCAGAGCUCAAGGCAUCUUCUUUAGCUUGGGCAGAGCUUGCUCUUUCCUCUUGAUCCCAGCUCUAAAACCUAACAAACUGUAAAUUAAAGAUAUAUAUUAUACGUAUACGUAUGUGAUAUUGUCGAUACCGGGUCAAAGAUUGUUGCUCGAUUGAUUUCGUUCGAUGAGUUUUAUGUAAAUUUUUGUCGUAGCGUAAGAGUGUAGAGUGAGUUCCGUGCUGACAAAACUCGGUGUCUUUGUAUUAACAUCUUUCGGGUUUUUUAGUAAUGAAAUGGAUGAGGAUUUGUUGAA